Rhodotorula graminis WP1 is the source of this 1350-nucleotide messenger RNA. RefSeq lists its product as uncharacterized. The record is from RefSeq and is a predicted model, not a curated record. Lineage: Eukaryota; Fungi; Basidiomycota; Microbotryomycetes; Sporidiobolales; Sporidiobolaceae. Gene Ontology annotation, cellular component: nucleolus. The transcript has 3 exons. The coding region runs from base 1 to 1350 and encodes 449 amino acids. Gene Ontology annotation, molecular function: 5S rRNA binding. Gene Ontology annotation, biological process: ribosomal large subunit assembly; rRNA processing.
AUGCCCAAGCACCGCGCCAACAGCAAAAAAGCCGCCCCGACCACGGCCCGCCUCGACCGCUCGGCUCAGCUCGACCAGCCCUUGUUCGAGAUCGACACGGCCGGCAGCUCGUCCGUCCGCCACCAGCUCCUCGCCGACCAGGCCCCCGGUCAGGCCCGCCUCCGCAAGGGCCAGAGCUUCAAGAAGCCCCUCCGGUCCGACCUCAUCCUCGCCCAGCGCUCGUCCGUCCCCGCCCUCAACAGCCGCGUCGUGCCCUCGGCCGACGCCCAGGCCAAGCGCGUCAAGGCCCGACUCGGCAAGGUCGACCGCGACACCAAGGACAAGCUGCGCCGCCUCGCUGGCAAGGACGGCCAGGGCGACGGCCUCUUUGCCCUCAAGUCGCUCAGCGACAGGCCCGAGGCCGUCGAGGGCGUCAAGGACGCUGGACGGUACGACGCGUGGGACGCGGCGCAGCAGGUCGAGGCGGGCGAGGACGACGACGCCAGCAUGCGCGAGGUCCUUGCCCUGAGCAACCCCAAGACGCGCCCGGUCCCCAAGGCGCCCUCGACGCUCGCCAACCACUCGCUCCUGUCGACGGCCCAGCCCCGCGCCGUCACGAUCCCGCACCCGGGCUCGUCGUACAAUCCGUCGCACGAGCACCACCAGGCGCUCCUCGCCUCGGCGCUCAAGCACUACGAGGCGGCCGAGGUGCGCGACGAGCGCGGCCAGGCGGCAAAGGACGCCAUGGACGCGAGCCGGGCCCUCGCGCGCGGCCAGGAGACGUGGGAGGCCUACGCCGACGAGGUCGGCUCGGGCGAGAGCGACGCCGAGCUCGACAUUGUCGACCCGGACGCGCACGCGCACAAGGAGCUCUUGAAGCGCCGCGCCGCCAAGCGCAAGACGACCAAGCAGCGCACGACGGCCGUCCGCGUCGCCCAGGAGGCGCGCGCGCUCGCCGACCGCCGCGCGAUGAAGAAGCGCGUCGCGUCGGUCCAGAACGUGCGCGACGUCGAGGGCUCGAUCACGCAGGCCGAGACGCUCUCGCUCGAGGACAAGGCGCUCGCGCUCCGGGCGCGCAAGGUGCGCCUCGCCGACCGGGGCCUGACCCGGUUCCGCUCGGGCCCGAACCGCGUCCCCGAUGCGCCCGUCGCGUUCCAGCUCGGCGACGAGCUCGCCGACAACCUGCGCACGCUCCAGCCCGAGGGCAACUUGUGGAAGGAGUGGGUCAGCAGCGGCAUGCGCAGGGGUCGCGUCCCGGUCGAGCGCGCCAACGAGGGCAAGAAGGGCGGCAAGCGUGGUGGGCGCGGUCACGACAAGGGCCACGGCUACAAGGAGAAGGAGAAGUUCGCCUACAAGAACUGGUCCGGCUGA